AUGCUGGCUCUAGGAUCGAUCAGUUUAGCUAACGCAUCAUUAACUUUUGAUGUUGAUACCGAAAAGAAAGGGCAAUUCCAGAUACGAUCGGACGGUCGAAUAUACGUUUUAGAAGCACCUAGCCAGGAAGCAAUGAUGUUUUGGCUACAACAAUUACAAACCAAGCGGCAUGAGUACAACGCAAAAUUAGCGAAUAUGACUGACUUAUCUCUAACGAAACCGGCUACUGGUCUUCUAGGAGAAGAACCACUAUCAAGUGAAGACCAAUCUGCUACAAACCAAUCAGCUGCAUCUGAUAUACUUCCACAUAUACGGCCACCAGAAUGCGUCGGGGAACAAACCGCUGACAAAGUAUCAACUUCUGGCAUAUCAAACUGGUCUAUAGCAAAUAUUACGACAGAAAUCAGGAAUCAUUUAUCACAUGGCCGUGGAGAUGGUAAUUUGAUACGACGUAAACAAUCAAUUGGUGAUCGUUUCUCAUCACCUGGUAUAUCACCAAAUGCAAGCCCUUUGAUUACUGAAAAAUCUCCAUCAAACCACAGAAAAUCCUCGCCUGAAGAAUUUCCCGGAAAGGAUUGCUCUGAAGUAGCCACUGAAGAGAAGUCAUCAAACCCUCAUCGUAGACGAUCACAGUCCAAACACGCGGCGAAUAAUCAACCUCAAGAAGAUCCUACUAAGUCUUUAAAUAAUCAAUUACGUCAGGCCACUUCCCCCACACAUUCGACGAAGGAAGAAAUAGAUUCUAAUGAAAAUGAACAGUUUGUGUCGGGUAACUCAGAUGAAAAGCAACUGUUGCGACUUUUUGAAAAUCAACAGCGCAUAAAUGAACUUCAGUUAAAUGUCAAGAAAGCACGCGAAGAAAAAGAAGAUUCAGAAUUUAAAUUAAGAGUUACCGAGGCAGAGAUGAAAAGUUUAAAUGAUGAAAUCAGUUUAGUUAAAGAAGUUCUGGAAGCUAAAGACCAAGUUGUAGUAUCACUAACGGAAAAGCUGCAUCAAUAUGAGAAUGCACCGCUAGUACUAACGGGCGAUGGAGCACACCCACAACCUAUCGUUGAAAACAACUAUUUCCUAUGGAGGGAAAAGUGCGCUGCGUUUGAAAUUCAAAAUAAGUUUUUAAAUAGCGAAAUAAUUGGACUAAAUGAAAUUCAAAUUGCUCGCGAAAAACGAACUAAACAAUUAGAGAGUAAGCUAGCCGCACUUACAGCAAGACAUUGUCAAAUUCAAAGAAAAUAUAUGAUGUUUCUUAAAAAUCUGAGCGUUUCUAAUGAAGAGUCUAAGCAGCUAGUAGAUCAAUUAAUCAAGGAAGCUGCGGAAUCUGACAGUCCUAGUAACAAUAGCCUUGAAAAGCAAUAUGAUAUGUUUGGAUUUCUUAAGAAUGUUGAUGAUGAUAACGCCUUAGAAAAAUAUACCUCACAAUUAAGUUAUUAUCAGCAGACAAUGGAGAAUGAAGUUAGUGGUGUUGAUGUUGCAAUAGCGAAAAAAUGGGAAACAGUAAUGGUAUCACUAGGUGGCAAAUCUUUACCAUUAACGCCAGAAAUUAAAUCUCUCAUUCGAGCUGGUGUUCCUCAUGAAUUUCGCAGUAAAGUUUGGUCAAGUUGCGUUCAUCGUAGGGUUGCAAAAUUUCGAAAAUCAAUGGUAACAGAUUACUACUGGCGUUUGGUAAAUGCUGAUACCAACUCUUAUUCUCUAGCUAUUAAUCAAAUUGAAAUGGAUCUACUUCGGACCCUACCGAACAAUAAAUUCUACGAUAGCCGCAGCGCAGAAGGAAUAAUCAAGUUACGCCGAAUACUCUGCGCUUAUAGUAGACACAAUCCUGAUAUUGGUUACUGCCAGGGUAUGAAUCGACUAGCGGCUGUAGCCCUACUGUAUCUUUCAGAAGAAGAAGCAUUCUGGUGUCUGAUAGCAAUUAUCGAUUUUAUCAUGCCUACGGAGUACUACGCAAAUUCUAUGCUAGCUGCACAAGCUGAUCAGCGAGUUCUGCAAGAACUACUAACUGAAAAGUUACCAAGACUUGCUGCUCACUUUAAUCAACAUGGGAUUGAACUUACCUAUAUCACGCUUCAGUGGUUUCUAACGGUGUAUAUCGACAAUAUCCCGAUACAGACCGUAUUUCGAAUAUGGGAUUGUUUCCUCUAUGAAGGCGACAAGAUCUUAUUUCGAUUCGCUGUCGCGAUUUUCAAAAUAUUUGAAGAACAUUUCUUACAUUUAGACAGUUCAACAGAAAUUUUAACUGCAUCAAGUGAGAUGUCCAGUAAAUUAUGGGAUGUGAAUAAGCUGAUGCAUGCUGCCUUCUUCGAAAUCAAUCCGUUUCCUAUGAAUGCUAUUACCAAUAAGCGUGUAAAACACAUAGCUAAACUAAAGGUUGAACUUAUGGAAUUAGAGAAAGGGCGCAUCGAAAGAGUCGACUCACGCACCGCAAAACGUCCUGUAGAUCAAUACCUAAGCGAUGAAGAAUCAUAA
Messenger RNA from Trichoplax adhaerens, 2460 nucleotides. RefSeq lists its product as uncharacterized. The coding region runs from base 1 to 2460 and encodes 819 amino acids. The record is from RefSeq and is a predicted model, not a curated record. NCBI's taxonomy places the organism in Eukaryota, Metazoa, Placozoa, Uniplacotomia, Trichoplacea, Trichoplacidae. The transcript is spliced from 29 exons.